Molecule: messenger RNA, 4232 nt
Organism: Astyanax mexicanus (Mexican tetra)
Lineage: Eukaryota; Metazoa; Chordata; Actinopteri; Characiformes; Acestrorhamphidae
Gene: slc6a6a
Product: solute carrier family 6 member 6a
Exons: 15
Coding region: 465-2381 (638 amino acids)
Biological process (GO): taurine transmembrane transport; sodium ion transmembrane transport; neurotransmitter transport
Cellular component (GO): plasma membrane
Molecular function (GO): taurine:sodium symporter activity
Source: RefSeq, a predicted model, not a curated record
GUUGCAUGGAGAGUCUGGUGUUUUUCCACUCUCUCAGAUAUUACACGCGCUCCCCAUAUAAGAGCCGGCGGCUGGGGGGAGAGAGAGAGAGAGACAGACAGACAGACAGAGAGAAAGAAAGAAAGAAAGAAAGAUAGAGAGGAAAAGAAAGAGAGAAAGAUAGAGGGCGUGAAAAGCGUGCUUUUAUUAUUCUUAUUUUUCUUUCCUCGGAUUUAUAAUUUGGAGCAAAAUAGAAAAAAGGAAAACAAGACAAGACUUGAGCAAUAAACACAGCUGACAGAACCGAUUGGAUUAUACCGUUCCUCCUUUGAAAAAAGUCCAGAAGUGUUCUGCUGAAUUGCUGGCUUUGAGUCUUCUGAAGUCCUCACAGAACCGAACAGAGUGAACAGUUUCCCUGCCCUGGAUUAGCCUCACCGUGUUCAACAUUUUCAGCCUCGCUCUCGCACAGUUUAAACCAGGCCAAUAUGCCGAACAUCAGCCACCACCAGCUCACCACCUCUGAUAUGGCACAGAAAGAGAAGCUGCAGUGUCUGAAGGAUUUCCAUAAGGACACUCUGAAGCCAUCCCCAGGUAAAAGUCCAGGCACCCGGCCGGAGGAUGAGGCCGAGGGGAAGCCUCCACAGAGGGAGAAGUGGGCCAGCAAGCUGGACUUCCUGCUCUCGGUGGCCGGGGGAUUCGUAGGUUUAGGCAACGUCUGGCGUUUCCCCUACCUCUGCUACAAGAAUGGCGGAGGUGCAUUUCUCAUCCCCUAUUUCAUCUUCCUGUUUGGCGGAGGGCUUCCCGUCUUCUUCUUGGAGGUGGCGCUGGGCCAGUUCACCUCAGAGGGAGGAAUCACCUGCUGGGAGAAGCUCUGCCCCAUCUUCACUGGAAUCGGCUAUGCCUCAAUCGUGAUCGUGUCCCUGCUGAACAUCUACUACAUCGUGAUCCUGGCGUGGGGGCUGUAUUACCUGCUGCAGUGUUUUCAGAGGGAGCUGCCGUGGGCUCGCUGCAGGCACAGCUGGAACACACAGAACUGCGUGGAGGACACCAUCCGCAAGAACAAAACCCUCUGGCUCUCCGUCAACACCACCAACUUCACCUCGCCCGUCACGGAGUUCUGGGAGCGUAACGUGCUCAGUCUGUCGUCAGGCAUUGAUGAGGUGGGCGAGCUGAAGUGGGACCUCGCCCUCUGUCUGCUGGCCGUCUGGGUCAUCUGCUUUUUCUGCAUCUGGAAAGGAGUGAAAUCCACCGGCAAAGUGGUGUAUUUCACUGCUACAUUUCCGUUCCUCAUGCUCAUCGUGUUGUUGGUGCGUGGGGUAACUCUGCCUGGUGCUUCUGAGGGCAUCAAGUUCUACCUUUACCCCGACCUGAGCCGCCUGCAGGACCCCGAGGUCUGGAUUGAUGCAGGAACUCAGAUCUUUUUCUCUUAUGCUAUUUGUCUUGGUGCAAUGACUUCGCUGGGGAGCUACAAUAAGUACAAAUAUAACUGCUACAGGGACUGCAUGCUGCUUGGGUGCCUGAACAGCGGGACCAGCUUCGUGUCCGGCUUCGCCAUCUUCUCUGUGCUGGGAUUUAUGGCGCAAGAACAGGGCGUGGCCAUCGCUGAUGUGGCCGAGUCAGGUCCUGGGCUGGCCUUUAUCGCAUAUCCAAAGGCAGUUACUAUGAUGCCACUGCCCACUUUUUGGGCUAUACUCUUUUUCAUCAUGCUUCUGCUGCUGGGCCUAGACAGUCAGUUUGUAGAAGUGGAGGGUCAGAUCACCUCACUGGUGGACCUGUACCCAUCCCUCCUAAGGAAGGGAUACCGGAGAGAGAUCUUCAUCGCUGUCAUCUGUGUCAUCAGUUACCUGCUGGGACUCACUAUGGUCACUAAAGGUGGCAUGUAUGUGUUCCAGUUGUUUGAUUACUAUGCAGCCAGCGGUGUGUGCCUUCUCUGGGUUGCAUUCUUUGAAUGUGUGGCAGUAGCCUGGGUUUAUGGCGCUGAUAAUUUCUACGAUGCUAUUGAGGACAUGAUCGGCUACAGACCAAACGGUUGGAUGAAGUGGAGCUGGACGCUGAUCACGCCUGUCCUGUGUGUGGGUUGUUUUGUUUUCUCAUUGGUGAAAUAUAAGCCCCUCACCUACAACAAGGUGUACGAAUAUCCUGAUUGGUCGAUUGGAGUGGGUUGGUCCCUGGCGUUGGCCUCCAUGAUCUGCAUCCCCAUGGUGGUCGUCAUCAAAAUUAUUCAGUCGGACGGCUCACUGAUCGAGCGGAUCAAGGCUGUGGCCGCCCCGGUGAAAGGAGGUGCCAGCUCCCGUCCCAAAGAGUACAGCCUGAAGAACAGCGAGCUGCUCCACCCACUCGACCCCAACGGCACCUACGCCCUUAGCAAACACACCCACACCAUCGUAGAAACUACAAUGUGAGACUCUCUAUGAGAGAUCCCUAUUACCUUUCCCCUCCCUCCUCCUCCCUCCGUCCCCUUCUCUCCUCCUAUUCCCAUUCCCUUUAUACUCCCGCCCCCCCUGUAGCCCCGCCCCCCACCUCUGACCUCCGACCUCCAGCUAGACUGCCCCCUGUUUCUCUGCACUAGUAUAUUCUAGUUGUAUUUUUACAAAAAGAGGUUAACAACUCUUAUAAUAAUAACAACAUCCUUUUAUUCUCGCUGUUUAGAACUUUUAUUAUUCUCAUUACUGUCGUGGUUUUAUUAUUGCUGUUAUUAGAAUAUUUUAUUAUCACUGUAAUCAUUGAUAUUAACGUUAACACUAACGUGUUUGUGGAGGCCGGAAUAAGCUUUGCCGUCAAUCUUUGCACAGGCGGAGAGAGAGAAAGAGAGAAAGAGAGAAAGAAAGAGAGAGAGAGAGACAGAUGGAAAUUGUGGAUGUAUUUUAGGAGUGUUUGAAGCUGAGCCUUGUUUUUAAGAAAAUAACAGAAAAAAAAACACAAAGCAGUGAACUAAAUAUGUGACAUUUCUAGGUAGCUAUAAUAUAAGUGGGUGUGUAAGUGACUGUGGCAGUACCCUUGUUGUAAAGACAUUGUUCUCUGUCUUGAUUAAUCUGAAUGUACCUCCGCUUUGCGUGGAAGCUGUGCACUGCUUACACACACACACACACACAACACAAUACAACACAAUACAACACAAUACAACAAAAAACACACACAGAUACAGUGGCUUGCAAAAGUGUUCAACUUUGUAUUGAACUUUUCCAUAUUUUGGCAUCUUACAACCACAAACUUGAAAUAAAUAAAAUACAAAAUGUAUUAUAUUGAGAUUUGAAGUGAUAGACAAACACAAAGUAUUGCAAAAGUGUUAAGUGUUUUCAAAACUUUUAUCAAAUGAAAAUCCGAAAAGUGUGACGUGCAAAAGUAUUCAGCCCCUCUAUAUCAAUACUUAGUGGAACCACCAUUCGCUGCAAUUACAACUGUAAGUGCUUUGGGGUUUGUCUCUACCAGCUUUACCAGCAUCUAGAGACUGUAGAGAUUUCUGCCCAUUCUUCUUUAUAAAACAACUCAUGAUGAUGCCGCCGCCACCAUGUUUCACAGUGGGGAUGCUGUGUUCAGGGUGAUGAGCAGCGUUACUCUUUCUCCCCAUAUAGCGCUGCUUUGCAUUCAGGCCAAAAAAGUUCAACAUUGGUGUCAUCUGGCCACAGCACCUUAAACCUUAAACAUGUUUGCUGCAACUGCAAACAGCAAUUCUCUCUGCAGCUCCUCCAGAGUGACCAUGGGCCUCUUGGCUGCUUCUCUGACCAGUGCUCUCCUUGCUCGAUCUGUCAGUUUAGGGGGAUCAUGGUCAUGUCUUGGUAGGUUUUUUUGCAGGUUUAAAAUACUUUUUCUAUUAUUGGAUGAUGGAUUAAACAGUGCUGCUUGGGAAGCUCAAAGCUUGGGAUUUAAACUUCUUCUCCACAACUUCAUCUCUAACCUGUCUGGUGAGUUUCUUGGUCUUCAUGAUGCUGUUUGUUCACUAGUGUUCUCUAACAAACCACUGAGAUCUUCACAGAACAGCUGUUUAUAUUUAUACUGAGACUAAAUUACACACAGCUGGACUCUUUUAAUUAAAUUAACUAAUUAAGUGACUUCUAAAUAAAAUUGCACUGGAUUUUAUUUAAGGGUUUUAGAGUAAAGGGGGCUGAAUACUUUUGUUUAUGUUUCAUUGUCGUUCCACUUCACACUUAUAAUAAUAAUAAUACUUUUUGUUUGUGAAUCACUUAAAAUCUCAAAAAAAAAAGGUUUAAGUUUGUGGCAGUAAGGUGACAAAAUGUGGACAAAAAAAAAAACAA